Messenger RNA from Manihot esculenta (cassava), 1134 nucleotides. RefSeq names its product metalloendoproteinase 1. Gene Ontology annotation, biological process: collagen catabolic process; proteolysis; extracellular matrix organization. NCBI's taxonomy places the organism in Eukaryota, Viridiplantae, Streptophyta, Magnoliopsida, Malpighiales, Euphorbiaceae. The transcript has a single exon. Gene Ontology annotation, cellular component: extracellular matrix. Bases 1 to 993 code for a protein of 330 amino acids. The record is from RefSeq and is a predicted model, not a curated record. Gene Ontology annotation, molecular function: metalloendopeptidase activity; zinc ion binding.
AUGAACCACUACACCAAGAAAGCCAUUACUUUAAAAAGAAAACUACCAAUGGCUCCCAAAUUCACCCAUCUUCUAUCCACAUUCCUCAUGCUACUCUUUUCAAUGCAUCUCCUUUUAGCUCAGUCUAGAACUCUCAAACCUGAAGGUCAUCAUGUGGGAAACACUCUCAAAUUCCUUCAAAGCCUAAAGCAAGUCCAAAAGGGCCAAAAUGUUAUUGGCCUUAGUGAGGUGAAGAAACAACUCAAUAAAUUUGGAUACUACCCAAGUGGUGAUGCCAAUAAUCUAACUGAUGAUUUUGAUGAGAGUUUGGAGUCUGCGCUUAAGACUUACCAAAACUUCUAUCAGCUUGAAGUUACUGGGAAUCUUGAUUCUGCUACCAUCAAGAAGAUGAUGAUCCCACGAUGUGGAGUCCCUGACAUAAUCAAUCACACAUCCUCAUCAAAACCAACCAGCAGUAGCCACAAGUCGAAAAUGUUCCAUAUGGUUUCCCACUAUGAUUUUCCCAGGGGGAUGCCCAGAUGGCCAUCUUCUAAGUAUGAACUCACCUACACAUUUCGCUCUGGAGUUCAAAACCCAAAUGAGCAAGACAUGAGGUCUGCUUGUUCUCAAGCUUUUCAGAGAUGGGAGAGUGUUUCCCAAUUCAAAUUCCAAGAAGCACCUGCAGGUUCUCAAGCAGAUAUUGUAAUCGGGUUUUACAGAGGUGAUCAUGGAGAUGAAGAUCCUUUUGAUGGGCCUGGAAAUAUUUUGGCUCAUUCAUUUUCUCCCCAAGAUGGAAGAUUCCAUUAUGAUGCAGAUGAGGAUUGGAGUAGUAAUCCCAACAUGAACCAGAUGGACUUGGAAUCAGUAGCUGUUCAUGAGAUUGGUCAUCUCCUCGGGCUUGCACACAGUCAGGAUUCAAAUGCCAUUAUGUAUGCAACUAUUCCACCAGGGACUAUCAAAAGGGAGCUUACCCAAGAUGAUAUUGAUGGAAUACAUGCUCUCUACGAUAAUUAAUCAACCAGAAAAUUUUCAUGUGUUCUCGUUGAUUUACCAAAAUAAAAGAGGAUCUCAAUCAAUCUGUAAUUGAGAUUAUCGUUAUUAUCAUUAUAAUAUCUCCUAUUCCAUGCUUUAUAAAGUUGCCUUUCUUUUUCUAAA